GAAGUGAUGCAAGUAUGCAACCCGUAUCAGUCUCGCGUCGCCGGUAAAAGGUGCUGCUUGUGCUUGUUGCACAUGCUACGCUACUGUUACUCCGGACUUUGCAAUAGGAAAACCGGUAAAUAAAUACUUUACAGUGUUCUUUUCGCCUUCGAAACGAGAAGUUCAUAUACGUGACCCAGAAACGUGUAAACGUGCCGCGGUAUAGAAUUUCGGCUAAAUGUCUUGUGUCAUUCAAAAGAGAUAGUCGCAUCGACUUUCACUCCGAAAAUCAGUUCACUUGCGCGCGGCAUCGCUGCGUAUUGACUGUGCGCGAGUUUCUAUAAAACUGUGAGAUGAUUCUCAUCCUCAUAGGAUUCCUGCUGCUGGGCACAGCCAAUGCAGCACCACAAAUAACUUUCAAUCGAACAGAAUUGGAGAUUCAUAUGGAUGAUGUUACCUCUGUUCCAUUCACUAUUGAAGGCCUGACCAGUGGUGUCUCUAGAGUUAAUUUGACUGCUAUUAGCUCCGACUGGAAUCUCGUUCAAGUCAGUGCCCCUAUAUUUGAUCCUGCAUUAAUUCAGAAUGGGGUCUACAAAAGUUUUGUUAAUACUACUGGGAUCUUUCUUGGCAAUGCAGAAGUUUCGCUGUUUCUCAGUAUUAAUGGGGAAGCAGUGAAAUCAGAUGUAAUAAAUAUUAUUGUUAUUAGAAAAGUUAGGGUAGUAGAUACUCUGUUCACGGCUAGUGUGGCUAUAUUAGUUUCUAUUCUGUAUAUAAAUUUUGGAUGUGCUAUGGACUGGGAUGUCUGCAUAAAAACAAUAAAAAGACCUAUUGGUCCUUUGAUUGGUUGUUUAUGCCAAUUUAUACUCAUGCCAUUGAUAAGUUAUGCUCUUGCCAUUAUAUUGUUUCCUGAUUCUCCUGAAAUGCAGCUGGGAAUUUUUUUCACUGGUAUUAGUCCUAGUGGAGGUGCUUCCAACAUCUGGACCAUACUACUAGGUGGUAAUUUAAAUUUGUCAGUGACAAUGACAACUUUAUGCACAAUUGCUGCCUUUGGAUUGAUGCCUAUGUGGAUCUUUACUUUAGGAAAGCAUAUAUUUGAACGAGGCAAUUUAGUAAUGCCAUAUAAUAAAAUAGCUACUUUUGCGAUCGGGCUUAUAGUACCUUUGGGACUAGGAUACUUAAUUCAGAAAAAAUUACCUAGGGUAUCAAGGAUUCUAGUUCGCAUAAUGAAACCUUUCUCUGUACUUCUCAUUAUUUUUAUCAUAAUUUUUGCCAUUGUCACUAACAGUUAUUUAUUCAAACUAUUUUCAUGGAAGAUCAUUAUAGCAGGAAUGGGAUUACCGUGGUUAGGCUUUAUUUUUGGUUUAAUUGUGGCAUUUAUAUGUCGACAACCUGAUCAAGAUAUUCGAGCUAUAGCCAUUGAAACUGGCAUUCAAAAUACAGGUGUUUCUAUAUUCCUACUUAGGUUUAGUUUAACACAACCUGCUGCUGAUCUAACUACAGUUGUUCCAGUAUCUUGUGCAAUCAUGACUCCUCUCCCAUUGACAAUUUUGUACAUAAUAAAACUUGUGCUAGAUCGGAGGAAGACUAAACUAGCUGCUUCAAGAGAAAAAUUACAAAAUCCUCAAACUUUUGUAGCAGUCCCAGCUGCUAAUUCGUCAACCAGAUUGAAUCAAACGACGUAACAAGGAAAUCAACAAACUCGAAAAAUGUUUGAGAAAUUUCCAGUUUCUGUUAAUCACAAAGUGACGCAAUAAGGAAAGUGUGUAUAUUAGAUUUGCAAAUGUGGGAUAUCCCACCAAUGAUAUCACUGAUUGGAAUACUUAUUGAUGUACAAAAUAGUUAACUAGUUUAAUUGCAUCACGGAUUGUAUUUAGGUUUUAUAAGUAGAUCAUUAGAAUGAUCUGAAGAUAUAUAUUAUUUAUCAACAAAUAUCAUUACUUAAUCGAUGAGUUUUUUAUCUUCUAGCAUAAAGCUUCAAAUAUUACAUUAAUUUUGCAUUUAUAUUGUUUUUUUUUAUUUUAUACAAAUUUAUUAUGUCAGUUUAUACAUUUAUAAAUAGUAAUAAGAGUUAGUUCUGUUUGUAAUGUUUGACAGGGUUGUUGCAAAUAAUUAAUAUAAAAAUUAAAAGAACAAAGUUUUAUGAAAACUUUGUAAACUUGUUUAUUGUUAUAUGAAUAAUUUAUUUAUGGAAUUUAUUUAUAUAUGUAUAUAAAAUAUGCAUACUGUAUAUAAAUACUUACAAAGCGUUAAAAUGAAAAGUAGUGGCUUUCUGAAAUCGUUAUUUUGUAAACAAUGAAAAUAAAAAUUUUUUAAUAGUA
Molecule: messenger RNA, 2297 nt
Organism: Nasonia vitripennis (jewel wasp)
Lineage: Eukaryota; Metazoa; Arthropoda; Insecta; Hymenoptera; Pteromalidae
Product: ileal sodium/bile acid cotransporter
Exons: 7
Coding region: 333-1661 (442 amino acids)
Cellular component (GO): membrane
Source: RefSeq, a predicted model, not a curated record